Molecule: messenger RNA, 1107 nt
Organism: Micromonas pusilla CCMP1545
Lineage: Eukaryota; Viridiplantae; Chlorophyta; Mamiellophyceae; Mamiellales; Mamiellaceae
Source: RefSeq, a predicted model, not a curated record
AUGGCGACGCCCGCGGUGAAGCGCAAGCGUCGCGUGUUGAAGCCGCUGAAGAAGGAGCCCGCGGUGGACGAGACCGCGUCCUGGGAGACCGUGAGCGUCGACGAGGGGAACUGCCCGAGCGACGGGUGCUCGUUCGAAGCCGCGUUGCCCUUCGACGAAAACAAAUACGCGCGAGGGUACCAAGCCUCGAAGCACAGCUCCGAGGACGCGCGCGCGCGUCUGGCGAUCCAGGUCGAGACCCUGCGCGCGCAGCGAGAGGCGGACCUUCAGGCGAAGGCUGCGGUGCUCGCGGAGAUCGAGCGCGCGCGCGAGGCGGGGAUGAGCGCGGAGGAGAAAGCCGCGGCCAAGGCGCAGAAGGACGCGUUUUACUUUAGCGUCGCCGGGCUCGCGUCGUUGGCCGCGCUGCAGCCGUGCGCGCCCGCGGACGCGGCGAUCACGACCGCGGCGGGGAUCGACCCGUUCUUCAACUUCAACCCGGUGUGCCCAGCCUCGGACGGCGUCUUCAGGGUUGGCCAGAAGGCGGCGUUGUCGCUCGCGGGGGAUCAAAACAUCGAAAACUACCGCCCGCUCAUCAACGACGUGCUCAUCCGCGUCCGCACGGAGCUCUGCAUCCUCGAGUCCUUCUCCAGAGAGACGAUGGUGCCGUUCAUCAAAGAGAAAGGCGUCGGGUGGGUGUUGCCGCUGCACGAGACCUCGGAGACGUACCUCGCCGGCGUCGUCUUCAUGGUGGGCGCGAACUUCAUCCUCCUCGGCUCCACCAAGGUUGUCGCCAUCCUCGCCAUCUACCACGACCUCGCGCGGGGCUUCUCGCGCGCGCCGCGGGCGGCUGCUCGGGAUGGCGACCCCGGAGGCGGACGCGGAGAAACGCGAGCGCGAGUUCAGCGAGCUGAUGGACCGGCAGACGACGGAGAUCAAGGCGCUGAUGGACGAGACGAGCGCGCUGGGGAAGGCGGUGCCGCUGCGGGUGUACGGGAGGGCGUCCGGGGCGCUGCGCGAGGGUUGGAGGUGUUCGACACGUUUUGUUCGCGGUACUUCGUGGCGUUCACGGUGACGUACGUGCUCGUGAAGACUGGGCACUACGUCCUGUUCCCGAACUUGUUCGACUGA